Messenger RNA from Verticillium dahliae VdLs.17, 666 nucleotides. RefSeq lists its product as uncharacterized. NCBI's taxonomy places the organism in Eukaryota, Fungi, Ascomycota, Sordariomycetes, Glomerellales, Plectosphaerellaceae. The transcript has a single exon. The coding region runs from base 1 to 666 and encodes 221 amino acids. The record is from RefSeq and is a predicted model, not a curated record.
AUGGCUAAUCCUAAGCGUUGGGUCUUCUGCAGCAUCGCCACUGUUGCGGGUGUGCUGGUCAUCAUAUCCACCUCCUUCCUCGUUGUUCUCAACAACGGCAGUACCACCAGAGCCACCAUGGCCACCAGCAUCACCACUACCUCCGACACCAAGAUAUACGGCUACUACCCUCCCCCCACCACUGGCGCCGCCGCCCAGGACGACGAGGGCUAUAGCAAGACCUACACCCUUCACGAGCUCAUCUACACCGGCACCGCCAAGGAGAGAAUCCUCCGUGGCUUCCUCUUCGGAAGCCUGCUGGGCCUGCUCCUCGCCCUCUGCUGCUGCUGCUGGGUCCCCUUCUUCCGCGACGGCGUCCGAGACGACAACGAAGCCGGAAAUACACCCCUCCCGGGCAACCGUCGUGCCCGUCGCGCCGCUGCCGCCGCCACCCGCCGCGCCAAUCAGCGCACCAACAGUCGCCAGCCCCGCGAGGGCCCCGACGGCAUUGAGCUCGCCAACAUGGCCGGUCAUGCUCGCCGUGGCAACAGCGCCAACCAGGCCGUCAUGUCUGGCGCUCUCCCCGCCGACCCCGAGGCCGGCGUUGCUGGCCCUUCCACCAGCAGCCUGGGACGCAGCCGCGCUGCCCUGGCCCGCGCUAUGCGCAACAACCGCCGCACUGACUAA